Molecule: messenger RNA, 600 nt
Organism: Brenthis ino (lesser marbled fritillary)
Lineage: Eukaryota; Metazoa; Arthropoda; Insecta; Lepidoptera; Nymphalidae
Source: the annotation of a GenBank genome assembly
AUGGCGAGGGUUCGGAAAAGCAUCGUCGCAACUUUAACGCUUCUAGUUCACAGUACAUGCGUACAUGCCGAUACGUUUAGUGAAAAUGGAACUAUCACAAUUAGUUGGAAAGGAGUAAAUGGGCUAAGCAAGAAGUCGUAUUCAGCCCCGAACGUCACCAGCGAUUGCAAGAAAUACUCUAUAUGUAACAAUUUUGAUAACUAUCCUACAGACCUAGCUCAAUGGGCCCUCAAAAAGUUGCGGACCAAAUACAACUUAGAAAAAUACACGAUGGAGAGAAAGGCGGUUGUAAGAGACGAGGAGAUAUUCCAGCUGUGUCCUUCGAAGGGAGAGAUAAUCUUUCCGACAACAGCAUUGAGUAAUUUGAAUGAGGAGUGGUAUUUCAUAUUGAACUUACCUGAUUAUAAUUUUCAAGGAUACCAUGUAAAUAAAUGCGACAAUAUUUCAUCAAGUUGUCAAGGACUGAGUUCAUCAAAGUCAUCAGAGUGUGAACAAGUAUAUACCGACAGACGCAUGUUCUAUUUUGAUCUAAAGGAACAAUUUGUUAGUAAUAAAAAUAUUUUUAAAGUUCCCUCAUGCUGCUCCUGCGCCGUAUAUUUU